Messenger RNA from Pungitius pungitius (ninespine stickleback), 1409 nucleotides. RefSeq names its product inorganic pyrophosphatase 1a (gene ppa1a). The record is from RefSeq and is a predicted model, not a curated record. The coding region runs from base 290 to 1156 and encodes 288 amino acids. Gene Ontology annotation, molecular function: magnesium ion binding; inorganic diphosphate phosphatase activity. Gene Ontology annotation, biological process: phosphate-containing compound metabolic process. Gene Ontology annotation, cellular component: cytoplasm. The transcript has 11 exons. NCBI's taxonomy places the organism in Eukaryota, Metazoa, Chordata, Actinopteri, Perciformes, Gasterosteidae.
ACAGCCACCGCUUUGCAAACGCACAACAGGGCAAAGAAGCUUCACAUCCAGGCCGCAGCUCGUCGGCCACGGAGGACGGACUUCAGCCAUCCCACACGGGAACUAAUUCAGCUCGGGUUCCCUUGGCUUUACGCUUCUUGUCGUCACAUGCUCGCAGUGUCCAGGUAUCUUGGCUUAAGCGCUGUGCCCCCCCCCCUCCCCCCACCCGUCUCUGGAUGCCUGUCAGUCAGGUGCGUCUUAGUGCUCCGGUAUUAGCCCACAGUGGGAGAGCUUGACGGCAGCACCAGACAUGAGCGUUACCACGGAGGAGAGGGGCAGGCCCAACACCAAGGAGUACCGGGUGUAUUUCAAAAACUCAGAGGGCAAAUACAUCUCUCCGUUCCAUGACAUACCCAUCUACGCAAAUGAAGCCGAGAAUAUCUUUCAUGCAGUUGUGGAGGUUCCAAGAUGGACAAAUGCAAAGAUGGAGAUUGCCACCAAAGAUCCUCUCAAUCCGCUGAAACAAGAUAUGAAGAAGGGGAACCUCCGUUAUGUAGCGAAUGUGUUUCCUCACAAAGGCUACAUCUGGAAUUAUGGAGCUAUUCCACAGACAUGGGAGGACCCAAACCACAAGGACAGCGACACAGGUUGCUGUGGAGACAAUGAUCCUAUUGAUAUAUGUGACAUAGGAAAUAAGGUGUGCUCUCGAGGAGAAAUAAUCCAAGUGAAGGUUUUGGGAACUCUGGCUUUGAUCGAUGAGGGUGAAACAGACUGGAAGGUCAUUGUGAUCAAUACUGAGGACCCCGAAGCGGCCGACUUCAACGACAUCGAUGAUGUAAGACGACUGAAGCCUGGAUACCUGGAAGCGACUGUUGAUUGGUUCAAAAGAUACAAAAUCCCAGACGGGAAACCAGAAAACCAGUUUGCUUUCAACGGAGAGUUCAAGGACAGGGACUUUGCCAUUAAAACCAUAAAGAGCACCAACGAGUUUUGGAAGGCGCUGAUAUCCAAGAGGACCAAUGCUGGCGAGUUAAAUUGCAUGAACACCAGUGUCUCAGAGAGUCCAUUCUGCUGCUCCGCUGGAGACGCACAAGCUGUGGUUGAGUCUACAAGCGCUUUUGGAGCCGAAGAUCCAAUUCCAAGCUCAGUCGAUACAUGGUACUACUAUGAGAAGUAGGAGGAUAAAUCCUCGGCUGAAAACGCCCUUCACGUCUUGCUCCCUCCAUCUGGUUUCAACACAUCAGAGGACCACACAAACUGGAUGGAUUGGUUCAUAUUUCAUGUUGCAUUUAAUUGAUUCUCUGUUUACACAGGACAUGUCUGAUGCCGUUUAAACGUGCUUGUUGUGUGAUUGUGAAAUAUUAGAUUUAAGACAUAUAGUAGUCACCUAUAAGUUCAGACUUGACAAAAAAUUACAAUAAACUACUCUA